AGGUAUGGGAUAGACUAUAAGGGGAUAGCUUGUAAUAAAGAGAAAUAUAAUGUGAUAAGUAUGGAUUAGUACUUAUGAUGGUGAGUAUCAACUGGUGAUGUCGAAUGAUAGAUGUUGAUAUAUAGAAGAAGAAGAUUUAAAUGCCUGAAAGUUGGACCUUUAAAGACUUCUUUGCUGAAGUAGUUGAAAAUGUGAGCGUGGAACUUGGCUAUGAAUGGGAAGAAACCAAGCGUGGAGUUACCACGUUUGACUAGUUCAUUGCGUGCUUUUUCUGGCCUAUCCUCGCCGUAUUUAAAAGGCAAAGAGUACGGUAACCCCGCGGAAUUGAAACGAAAGCGUGAAUGGCAAGCAAAACGAGCCAGGAAAGAUGAUUUCACAUGGCAGGACUUGAACCGGUUGGUGAAGAAAAAUGUGUCAGCAGAUAAAGAGAACGAGGUGAAGAAUGCGUUGAGAGAUUUAUUAAACAUUGCAUAUGAUAUUGCUGGCAAAGAUGCCUCUUCAGAGGUCACGAAAAGCACGGCUAUAUUUUUAUUUGAACUGCUACGCGAGUGCACCUUUGUUAGCAAACAAGAACUUUCCAAGAUUGCUGAAACAUUUGGACCAUGUCACAGAUCAUUGAUUGACGAAGCUUUCAAAUUAACUCAAAUUCUCCUGAGUAAUAUCCCUGAUGAGGAAUUGAAUGCUAAACUAAGAAACUCAUCGAACAUUAAAAAACAAGUUCCGUUUGGUGAAGGGAUCAAAUUUGCUUUCCCACUUCCAAUGGAAAUUGAGGAUGAUUUAUCGUUAUUUGACCUUGAUGUUGAGGAGGAAAAACCAAAAUUUUCUAUGAAAGUCAAAACAGAGCCAAGCACGGCCAAGGCUGUAAAAGUAGCUCAAGAAAAUUCUGAGAAUUUGGUUACUUCGAAAAGUGAUUGUGAACAAGGAGAAUAUCAACUGGUUGAACAAGGAGAUAUCAGCUGGUUGAAGCAAAAAUGUGAUUUGUUUUUUGGAAAUGCGGGUGAAAAUUUGAACAGCGAUGUUAUGUGUUCUGUCAUAUUUGACCUGUUGUGCUCUCGAAAAGGGAAUGAAGAAUUGCAGAAUGAGUUGUUCGAGUUGCUGGGUUUCGAUCGCUUCGAGUUCAUUCAGGAAUUGCUUUCCAAUCGGGAUAUUGUCAUUGGCGGUGGAAAUAGGAGUGCCUAUAAUAAGAAUGGUUUUCAGGGGGAUGCAGCAUCUACCAAAAAUUCUGCAGCUAAACCAAACUUUGGAUGUCAGGUUACUAUUCAGUCUGAACAAGAGAAGAAACUGCUAAAGCAGGUUCGUAAGGAAGAGCAGAAAUCUUUGAGGAGAAACAAGGUUGAUGAUCAUGGGGCGGAGAUCAACCAUGAGGACUACCUAAAGAGCGUAGGGUUUGACCCUGAAAUGAUGAAAUACCAAAGGGAGCAAGCUUUGCUUGAGGCAGCCAACAUGCCAUUGUUCAGCAGAAGAUCAAGAUCACCACGUGACACUGUCAAAUACCCAUUUGUUUUUGACUCCCUGAUUACUGCCCAACAGUCUAGUGCUUAUGUUGGUGGCUGUAAGCUUCAACUGCCUCAAGACACGACUCGAAAUAAUUGUAAAAUGUACGAAGAGUAUCAUCUACCACCAACACAGACCAAACCACCAAGAGAAACAGAUGAUUUUAUAAGCAUUUCAUCACUGGAUGAGGUUGCCAAGAUUGGUUUCCAAGGUGUGAAGAAACUUAAUCGCGUACAGUCGGUUGUUUUCGACACCGCUUAUAACACGAAUGAGAACCUCCUGAUAUGUGCACCCACAGGAGCUGGCAAGACAAAUGUAGCAAUGGCGACCAUUCUCAGAGAAGUCAAACUGAACAUAAAACAAGGCGUGGUCAUGAAAGAUAAAUUUAAGAUCAUCUACGUGGCUCCUAUGAAAGCUCUCGCGGCAGAAAUGGUGAGAACGUUUGGUAGGCGUUUGGCACCGUUGGGAAUCUCCGUCCGAGAAUUGACAGGAGAUAUGCAACUGACCAAGACUGAAAUUCUUACAACCCAGAUGUUAGUGACAACACCUGAGAAGUGGGAUGUGGUAACGCGCAAGAGCACGGGUGAUAUUGCAUUGACUCAAAUUGUCAAGUUAUUGAUCAUAGAUGAAGUGCACUUACUACACGAUGAUCGAGGAUCUGUGAUCGAAUGCCUCGUUGCCCGAACGCUAAGACAGGUUGAGUCAACUCAAAGCAUGAUUCGUAUCGUUGGUUUAUCUGCAACACUUCCAAACUAUCUCGACGUGGCAAGAUUUCUUCGCGUUAAUUUUCACCAGGGUUUAUUCUUCUUCGAUGCUCGGUUUCGCCCGGUUCCCCUCGGCCAGACCUUCAUUGGGGUCAAAGCCAGCAAUAUCAUGGGUCAGUUACAAGAUAUGGAUACUGUAUGUUAUGAAAAAGUUCUGGAAAAUGUCGAAGAUGGAUACCAGGUUAUGGUGUUUGUUCAUGCAAGAAACGCAACAGUGAGAACGGCGAUGACUUUGCGAGAAAAAGCAAAGAACAACGGCAGCAUUGGUUUGUUCCAGUGUAAACAAUCCUCAGAAUAUGGCACAGCAGAAAAACAGGUUCGAAAGUCCCGCAAUAAAGAACUCCGGGAGCUUUUCGUCGAUGGCUUUUGCAUCCACCACGCAGGAAUGUUGCGCAGUGAUCGUAGUAUGGUUGAAGAUCUUUUCGCUAAAGGUUUAAUCAAGGUCAUCGUCUGUACGGCCACGCUUGCCUGGGGCGUCAACCUGCCGGCACAUGCUGUCAUUAUAAAGGGUACUGAGAUAUACGAUGCAAAGAAGGGGUCAUUUGUGGACCUGGGGAUUUUGGAUGUCCUUCAGAUCUUCGGCCGUGCUGGACGACCACAGUUUGACAAGUUUGGAAGCGGUUACAUCAUCACAAAACACGAGAAACUCAGUCAUUAUUUGACACUGAUGACAAGGCAGUCACCAAUAGAAAGUCAAUUCCAAUUGAGUCUGGCUGACAGUUUAAAUGCUGAAAUAUCUCUUGGUACUAUAACGAAUGUCGAUGAAGCAGUGGAAUGGCUGAGUUACACCUAUCUUCAUAUUCGUAUGCUGGUCAAUCCUAUGGUUUAUGGCAUUGCAUAUGGCGCUAAGGAGGAGGAUCCUGGUUUGGAGAAGCAUCGUCGUGAGCUCAUCGAGAGUGCAGCGAAGGCUUUAGAUAAAGCUAAGAUGAUUAGAUUUGACGAACGGACCACGUACCUUUCUCCCAUUGACGUUGGUCGCAUUGCUAGCAACUUUUACAUUAAAUAUGAUACCAUUGAGACGAUAAAUGAUCUUUUCAAGCCCCACAUGAGUGAAGUUGAUAUUCUGUAUAUGAUUUCUAUGGCUCAAGAAUUUGAACAAAUCAAAGUCCGGGAAGAAGAGUUCGAAGAACUUAAAACGCAUGUGAAUGAAGAUUGUGAGUUCGAAGCUAAAGGUGGACCAGAGAAUUCUCACGGAAAGACAAAUAUUUUAUUACAAACUUAUAUUUCAAGAGGAUAUGUCGAAUGUUUCUCUCUUGCCUCUGAUUUUUCCUAUGUUGCCCAAAAUUCAGCCAGGAUUGUUCGAGGUUUAUUUGAAUUGGCUCUAAAAUAUGGUUGGCCUCGCAUGUCGGCGAACCUUCUUACGUUAAGUAAAUGUAUUGAUAAACGGAUUUGGCCCAGUGAAAACCCUCUCAAGCAGUUUUCAAUAUUGAAUAUUGAGACAAUCCGUAAAUUGGAGGAAAGGAAUGCUCAUGUCGAGAGAUUAAGAGACAUGUCUGCUGAUGAAAUUGGUCAUCUGAUACGUCAUGUACGCAUGGGUAAGGUGGUGAAACGUUGUGUGGGUGAAUUUCCAAGUUUGUCGAUCGUAUCGAACAUUCAACCCGUGACAAGAAAUGUCCUUCGCGUUCGGCUGACCAUCACUGCAGAAUUUGAGUGGAAUGACAAGGUGCACGGUGGAACCUCGGAGCCUUGGUGGAUAUGGGUUGAAGAUCCUGACAAUGACCAUAUUUAUCAUUUCGAGUACUUUCUACUCCUGAAGAAACAGGUUAAAGCCAAUGAACCACAAACAUUAGUCUUCACCAUUCCAAUCUUCGAACCACUUCCAGCCCAGUACCUCGUUCGCGCUACUUCUGACCGUUGGCUUGGGGCCGAGUGCGUAUGCGCCAUAUCGUUUAAGCACUUAAUCCUCCCGGAGAAACAUCCCCCACACACGGACCUCCUGGAUUUACAGCCACUGCCGGUGUCCGCGCUGAGGAAUCCUGUGUACGAAAGACUGUUCAAGUUUAGCCACUUUAAUCCCGUGCAGACCCAAGUAUUCCAUACACUUUACCACACAGAUCACAAUGUCCUCCUAGGUGCCCCCACGGGGAGUGGCAAAACGAUCGUUGCGGAGAUGGCAAUAUUCCGUGUCUUCAACGAAUACCCGAAGAAAAAGUCGGUUUACAUUGCCCCCCUGAAAGCUCUUGUCCGAGAACGAAUCGAAGAUUGGAAAGUCCGAUUUGAACAGAAAUUGAAAAAGAGUGUGGUAGAAUUGACUGGUGACGUCACACCAGACAUGCGCGCCAUCUCAAAAGCUGACGUGAUCGUGACGACGCCGGAGAAAUGGGACGGAGUGAGUCGUAGCUGGCAGACAAGAAACUACGUGCAAGAUGUCGCAUUGUUGGUUAUUGAUGAGAUUCAUUUGCUCGGAGAUGAACGAGGGCCUGUCUUGGAGGUGAUUGUCUCAAGGACAAACUUCAUAUCGUCGCAUACUGAACAAGGAGUCAGGGUCGUUGGCUUGUCCACGGCCUUGGCGAAUGCGAGAGAUCUUGCCGACUGGUUGGGAAUCAAGCAGGCUGGGUUGUUCAAUUUCCGCCCGUCAGUUCGUCCCGUUCCGCUGCAAGUCCACAUCAAUGGAUUUCCAGGCAAGCAUUACUGCCCGCGCAUGGCAACCAUGAACAAGCCGACGUUUGCUGCCAUUCGUACACACUCCCCCGAUAAACCCACUCUGAUCUUUGUCUCAUCGAGACGUCAGACGAGACUGACUGCACUGGACCUCAUUGCGUAUCUGGCGGCCGAGAGUGAUCCCAAACAAUGGCUACAUAUGCCCGAAGAGGAGAUGGCAAAUGUUGUUUCUGGUGUUCGAGACGAAAAUCUCCGUUUCAUAUUACCUUUCGGUAUCGCGAUGCACCACGCGGGACUCCACGAGCGUGACAGAAAAGUGGUUGAGGAACUAUUCGUGAAUCAAAAAGUCCAGAUACUUAUAGCCACCAGUACAUUGGCCUGGGGCGUCAAUUUUCCCGCCCAUUUAGUCGUUGUCAAAGGCACUGAAUAUUACGACGGUAAGACAAGACGUUACGUCGACUUUCCUGUGACAGACGUCCUUCAGAUGAUGGGUCGUGCUGGCAGACCUCAGUUUGAUGAUCAAGGAGUUGCUGUGAUAUUGGUUCAGGAUAUCAAGAAACAAUUUUAUAAGAAGUUUCUGUAUGAUCCUUUUCCUGUCGAGUCCAGUCUUCCAGAAGUGCUAUCUGACCACAUCAAUGCAGAAGUCGUAUCGGGGACGAUCACAUCAAAGCAAGAAGCUAUGGACUACAUAACAUGGACGUAUUUCUUCCGACGUCUGCUGAUGAAUCCCAGCUACUACAAUCUGGACAGUGUGGACCACGAGAUUGUUAAUAAAUUCUUAUCUACAGUGGUUCAGACUUGUGUUAGUGAACUAGAAACAUCUUCAUGUUUGGAAGUUGAUGAGGAUUUUCAGUCCAUCACUCCUACAAUACUUGGACGGAUAUCUUCAUAUUACUAUCUCAGUCAUCUUUCGCUUCGCUUGUUUCGAGAACAGCUACACGGAAAUAACACACUACCAGAACUUAUGAAGAUCUUGAGUAGCGUGGAGGAAUAUGAGCAGUUACCAGUGCGACACAAUGAAGACGGUAUUAAUAGUGACUUGGCCAAGUCCUUACCAUUAGAAGCGGAUCAAUACACCUAUGACAGCCCGCACACGAAGGCAUUCCUACUCUUUCAAGCUCACUUUUCCAGGCUAACAUUACCAUGCAGCGACUAUCACACCGAUACCAAAUCUGUCCUAGAUCAGGCUGUCAGAAUUUUGCAGGCAAUGAUCGAUGUCUCCGCUGACGAGGGAUGGUUAGCGACCGUGCUCCGCACCAUGCUUCUGGUUCAGAUGCUCAUUCAAGCUCGUUGGAUCCACGAUUGCCCUUUGUUAACCCUACCUGGUAUAGAGAAGUCGCACUUGUCCCUAUUCAGGGCUCCCGAUGACUCGUCCGGCCGCAUCGAUUGUCUGCCGGAGUUGGCCGAAGUUGUUAGGCGCGAUGAAAGAUACUUACAUAGAGUUUUGAAUGGAAAGUUUCCCGCCAGAGAUAUCGAACAGAUAAAGGAUGUGCUUUCCAUUCUGCCCGUAGUUGAAAUAAAACUGUUCAUCCGGGGUGUUUGGGAAGGACGUGCUAGGCAACAGGACAGGCGUGUUGACGUCAGCACUGGCCGUGUUGGCCAAGAGACCUGGGUUAAGGUCCACGCAGACCAAGAAUACGUUGUAAGAAUAGAGUUAAACAGAAUUAUGACUGGAAAGAAGAAGGCGGAUUCUAAAGCAUAUGCCCCUCGUUUUCCGAAAGCCAAGGACGCAGGCUGGUGGUUGAUGCUAGGUGUCAUUGAUGACGGUGAAUUAUUAGCGUUGAAGCGUAUUGGCCCAAUCAGGAGUCGUUCAACCGUCUCGCUUGCGUUUUACACUCCUGAGGAAACUGGUCACAAGAUCUAUACACUAUAUCUGAUGAGUGAUUCGUAUAUUGGAUUGGAUCAGCAAUUUGAUAUUUGCCUCGAUGUUAUUGAAGCGAGCAUUGAAAGUCAGGUGAAUACUGAAGUGAAACUCGACGAAAUGUAGAGGUAGUGGAGGCAUGUGGUGGUUGAAAAAGGCUUUGUAAUUGGAAUUGAAUGAGAGCGCCUGGAUUUUGUUCCCGCAUUUUGGGACUCGAAUUGCAAACAUGAACCAGGUGUGCUGUUUGGCUCGUUUAAAAUUUGUUGUUGUUGUUGCUGCUGUUGUGAGUGGAGGCUGUUGUAUCUAACAAACAGGUUGGACUUCCAACGAGAGUUAGCAAGCGUGGGUUGGCCUUAGUCGUGUCUUUGAAAAAAUGGGAAGAUGAGAAGUUGACAGGAUAUCAGUAGACUUUAAAAUCGACGUUUACAGCAAACUUAAAAAUCGUAUUCUUUAGUUAACUAUUGUUAUUAGCCGUUGGAACUGGGACAAUUUAAUUCACGAAAGUGAUGAAUGAAUUGGAAACUAUAUAAGCUGUCGAAAACCUGUAGGAUUUACUUAGAAAUGCAUUUAAAAUUUGCACAAUUUAAUGUAGCACAAUUUAGCGUUUCACAAUUUAAUGUUGCACAAUUUAGCGUUUCGCAAUUUAAUGUUGCACAAUUUAGCGUUUCACAAUUUAGUGCAUCACAAUUUGAUGUUGUAUAAUUUAGCUCUUCACAGUUUAUUGUUUUCAAAUUUACGACUUUCACCAUUUAGGGUAUCACAAUUGCAGAAUAUAGUACAACGUGACGACAAUGUAUCACAAUUCAAUAUUUCACAAUCGA
Messenger RNA from Dendronephthya gigantea, 7541 nucleotides. RefSeq names its product activating signal cointegrator 1 complex subunit 3-like. The record is from RefSeq and is a predicted model, not a curated record. The transcript has 32 exons. The coding region runs from base 211 to 6846 and encodes 2211 amino acids. NCBI's taxonomy places the organism in Eukaryota, Metazoa, Cnidaria, Anthozoa, Malacalcyonacea, Nephtheidae. Gene Ontology annotation, molecular function: nucleic acid binding; ATP binding; ATP hydrolysis activity.